GGCAGCGCCUGUCAAAGAAAGGCUGAAGCCGAAGUUGAACUCCGUGGUCUUCUUAGCUUCGUGCUAGGCGACGUCACAUGGGAAAUAAUACUUUAACCUGACAGUUAAAGUUUCUGCAGUCCCCCUUCCGCCUGUUACCCACUACUCUCUACCUCACCUCUGGACUAUUAAAGCAACAAGAUGGCAAACAUUGGCAGGCUCUCCACCAAGGAUGCAGUGCUUUUCCUGUGCGAUAUGCAGGAGAAGUUCAGACCCAACAUCUUCCAGUUCACCAACAUUGUCAGCAAUGCAGCCAGACUGCUCCAGGCCAGUCGUAUCCUGGGCAUCCCCCCCAUUUUGACAGAGCAAUAUCCUAAAGGUCUUGGGCCCACAGUACCAGAGCUGGGAGCUGAGGACCUAAAGGCCCAUGCUAAAACUUCAUUCACCAUGAUGAUAGAGGAGGUGCAGAAGGAGCUGGAGGCCCUGGGGAACCCCAAACAAGUCAUACUGUGUGGAAUAGAGGCUCACGCCUGUAUCGCUUGCACAGCUUUUGAUCUGCUCGAGAAGGGGAUAGAGGUUCAUAUUGUAGCUGACGCCGUGUCAUCCAGAAGCCAAACGGAUCGUUUGUUUGCUCUGUCACGACUGAAACAGAGCGGAGCAUACCUCACCACCACAGAGGCUGUUCUGCUGCAGCUGGUUCAAGAUGCCAAACACCCCAACUUCAAGGAGAUUCAGAAGCUUCUGGCGCAUCCGUCUCCUGACACCGGCCUCCUUGCUUUCUUCAGCGCUCUGUAAAGAGACCCAUGUCCUACCAUUGUGUCCCACUGUAAAGAGCUGUACCAAUAAAGCGAUGUUGCUACUUUAAA
Molecule: messenger RNA, 845 nt
Organism: Pundamilia nyererei
Lineage: Eukaryota; Metazoa; Chordata; Actinopteri; Cichliformes; Cichlidae
Gene: isoc2
Product: isochorismatase domain containing 2
Exons: 7
Coding region: 181-774 (197 amino acids)
Source: RefSeq, a predicted model, not a curated record